This is a messenger RNA of Xylona heveae TC161, 633 nucleotides long. RefSeq lists its product as hypothetical. The transcript has a single exon. NCBI's taxonomy places the organism in Eukaryota, Fungi, Ascomycota, Xylonomycetes, Xylonales, Xylonaceae. Bases 1 to 633 code for a protein of 210 amino acids. The record is from RefSeq and is a predicted model, not a curated record.
AUGCCUGCGAAACAAGCAGAAAACAAGCCAUUGGAGAGCCGUGCCAAACCAGUUGCAAUAUGCCCCGAGUACAUCACCACAUCACCUACUAUGAUUAUCAUUAAACAACACAACAUGUGGAAAGAUUUUACCUGUUUUCAUGCCAACUCAAGUGUUCUUUUCCAUGUCAACAGGAAACAUUUUAGCAACAGCAAGCACUACAAUUUCAUUGACCCCAAUAAUGGCACUUUGCUGUUCAAACUCUGGAGGCAGUUCUUUAACAUCAAGGAACACUUUUAUCUCAAGUUUCCUUCUAGUAGUGCUAGUGAUGAAGAAGAUGUCAGCAGCUCACUCUCUGCUACAGUGGUGUGGAAGGGUUGGAACAACUUCAAUGUUACCUUGAACAAUAUGGUGGUACCAGGCACUGCCAAGGGCAAGCAGACUACUCUUGAAAUGCAAGCACUCACCUACAGGCACUUGGCUUUUGCUGUUUACCUGGAUGGUGCAAAAAUUGUUGACCUCUGUAAGAUUCCAUCACGUGAGGCACCUGAUAGGAUCCCUUGGCCUGAUGGUAAAAAACCUUGCAGAACAGGUUAUGCUGCCUGGGAGGUAGAUGUUCUGGCAGGAGUAGACUUGUUGCUGGUGAGUUUCUAA